CUUCCGGGGGCGCCAGAGUUUUGUUUCCGGGCGCAGGCAGCGGUGGCGCCCGGCGGCGGAGCGCGGGGAUGCCGGAGAUCGGGAUCCGCCAUGUGGUGUCCGCGAGCAGCGCUGACCCGACUCACUGCGCCGAGAACCUGCUCAAGGCCGACACCUACCGGAAGUGGAAGGCGGCGCAGGCGGGCGAGAAGCAGCUGUCGGUCAUCCUGCAGUUCGAGAAGGAGGAGCGGAUCCACAGCAUCGACGUGGGCAACGAGGGCUCGGCCUUUGUGGAGGUGCUGGCCGGCAGCUCCGCCUCGCCCAGCGAGCAGGACUACGAGGUGCUGCUGGUCACCUCAUCCUUCAUGUCGCCCUCGGAGAGCAAGGCUGGUACCAACCUCAACCGGGUCCGGAUGUUUGGCCCGGACAAGCUGGUGAAAGCAGCAGCCGAGAAGAAAUGGGACCGGGUGAAAAUUGUCUGCACCCAGCCCUACACCAAGACCCUGGCAUAUGGGCUGUCCUUUGUGAAGUUCCAUUCGCCGCCCGAAAACAACGAAACCCAGUCAAAAUCUGCCUCCCCGAAGGUGACCAAGCUGGGCCACUUUAAGGUGAAGGACGAGGACAGCAGUUCUGCCUCAAUGAGGCCCGGGGCCCUGUUCUUCAGCCGAGCUAGCAAACCACUUCUCACACCGCCCAGAGCCCCGCAGACGGAGGAAUCGUCCCCCAGUUACGCUGUGGCCACCCUCCAGGCCAGCACACCCAGCGCCUCCUCCCCCUCUGUUGCAGAGAAACCCUCCGCCAGGACCUCCCCCAGCCACGCCGCAACCUCCCCCAAGGAUCCAGCUCCCACCAAGAGGAAGUUUGAGUUCAGCAAGGAGAACUCAUCCCCCCUCUCUGCUCAGAAACCUGACGCCGAGGCCCCUCACCCCACGCAGCCAGCCCCCAAGAAGCCCAAAGCCCCAGAGCCGCCCCCCCGCAAGCCGCCAGUUCCCAAGAAGCAGCCGAAGGAGCCAUCGCCGGAGGGGGCGGGGGAGGAUUUUCAUCGCCUCCUGCAGGGAACGGUCUUCGUGCUGAGCGGCUUCCAGAACCCCUUCCGCUCCGAGCUGCGGGACAAGGCGCUGGAGAUGGGCGCCAAGUACCGGCCCGACUGGACCCCCGACAGCACCCACCUCAUCUGUGCCUUCGCCAACACGCCCAAGUACAGCCAGGUGAAGGGGCGCGGGGGCACCAUCGUGCGCAAGGAGUGGGUGCUGGACUGCCACCGGGCCCGGCGGCGCCUGCCCUGCAAACGAUACCUAAUGGGCGGGCCGCCCGCCUCAGGCAGCGAGGAAGAAGAGGAGAGUGAGGAGGAGUCGCCCGCCCGGCCCUGCAAGACCCCCUCCCCCCGACAGAGAGCCGGGCUGCCCAGCUCCAACCACCAGGGCAAGGCGCCUGCCAGGGCCCAGCCGCCUCAGGGUGAGUCCUCGGGGGAGGAGACAGAGCCCGGCACCUCCUGGGCCCACGCCGGCAACUCACAGGCCGGGGAGGAGAGCUCCCUGGCCUCCACAGACAGCGGAGAGCCCGCAGGGGCGAGAGACAGUGGGGAGGGCGACUCCGGCGACACGGACGACGAGCUGAGGAGGGUGGAGGAGGAGCACCGCAAGAAGCAGCAAGCAGGUCGGGAGGCGACGCCGGACCCCGACGAUGACCCCUACGGCGGCUCCACGGAGGAGAACACGGAUGUGGAAGAGGAGCCGGAUCAGCCCAUCCCGGAGCUGCCUGAUUUCUUUGUGGGCAAACGCUUUUUCCUGUAUGGAGAUUUCCCGUCCCAGGAACGACGCCUCCUGAAUCGCUACAUCACGGCGUUCAACGGGGAGGUGGAGGGCUACAUGAACGAGCGGGUGAACUACGUCAUCACGGCCCAGGAGUGGGAUGACACCUUCGAGGAGGCCCUGAAUGACAACGCCAGCCUCUCCUUCGUCCGCCCUCGCUGGAUCUACACCUGCGGCGAGCGCCAGCGGCUCAUCCCGCACCAGCCGUACGUGGUGGUGCCGCGAGCGUAGGGUGGCGCUCGGGGAGCCCGCUGGCGCAGGGUGGUGUGGACUCGGGGGGGCUGGGCACUCUCCUGUGUACAGACGCCACGCCGGGCGGGGGUGGUUUUCACUGUUCUUGGUCCCUGCCUCAGCCUCCUGUUUGCAGCAAUGGCAAUGGCAGGGCCCCCCCCGAAUGUAUCCACCUCCCCCGGCCAGACUCCCUGUUCCCCUCAAAAUACCCCCUCAUCUCCAAGGCACUCUCCGCCCCCGCCUCCACCCCCUUUUCCGCCAGCGCUGUCAUUUCCACCCCUCGGGUUAAGCCUGAAUUGAUCGUGUGCGCGGACGCCCCUACAGGGAUUUGAACCCGGCUUCUUGCUGCUCACCUGCCAUAUGCUCACAUCCCUUCGAACCGGUGUCCGCAGCCAUGUGGGCUCCCCGCCCGUCCCCUUCACCCGUGUGAGUUCCCUUUUCAGUUAAAUCCAUGUGGCUUCAGCUGGCCAGAAUCUGUGCCUGGGGGUGGGGAACCCGAGGGGCUGGGUUAGAUGCUAAACUCCAGAGAAUUUACCAACCCAAAGGAAAUGCAGGAAACCUUCCCUCCCUGCCUUACUGCCCUGAUCCCAGGGCAUCUGGGGGCUCCCCUGGGAUUGGUGCAGCUGGGGGCUGCCCUGGGAUCGAUGUGGCUGGGGGCUGCCCUGGGAUCGGUGCGGCCGGGGGCUGCUUCGCACCGUGAAUUUCCACCGAGCCGUGGAGGAGUGAGUUCAGGUCUUAGCAUUUGCUCUGGCAAGGAAAUCAGGCUGGUGAGUUUCCUUCCCUCUCUCCCUGGUCAGUUUCAGGCUGGUGGGAGGGGCCGCAGGUGGGUGUGUCUGGUCAGUUUCACUCCCGCUCCCUGGUCAGUUUCCCAGUUGCUGUGGGUCUGUCUGGAUGGUUUCCCCUCCCUCCCUUUCUCUUGCCCCAGAGCCUGGGGCACUGUUCAUAUUUGGGGGGCACGGCGGGGGGAAGCUCUUUUAUACAGAAUUUUCUUCGAGCAAAAUAAACUGUUUUUCAGGAGAAGCUUGGUUUAAAAACCCACUUUAGUGGGGGUGGGUCUGGUCUCCCUGCGCCCCUGGCCUGGGCCCCACAUGGAAUUCAGGCUACAAGUCCUGGGCCCCCUACCUCACGCCGCAGCUGAGGCGUGGCCCUGGGGCACGCUAGGGGCCCUGCUCUGCCCCCCAGGUUUCUUUGAAAGGAGACCUGCUGCGGCUCAGCCCCCCAGCUCUGUGCCCCCAUGAACCCACCUCCCCCAGAGCUGCUUGGGAAAGGUUAGUGUCCCUGCUGCCAUGAAAGCUGAACACUCCACCCCUCACUGUAUUGAAACUCAUGCACGCUCCAUCCCCUCGGCUGCCCCAUUUCUGCAUGACCCCCAUCUCCAGCUGUGGAGCCAUAACUCCUCCGUCCCCCUCUGAGCUCUAGCGAGGGGUGUGGGGGGGGUCUCCGCAUGUUCAGAUCUGGCCUGGGCAGGGGAAUCCAGCCGAGUGCCCUAUGGUGCUUUCCUGACUCAGCCCAGCCAUGGGGAGAAGAGAUGUGUAUGGGGGUCCUGAGCCAGAGCCCAGCUCAGCUGCUCCCCACACCACCUGGGGGUCUGGGGGGGGGGGUGGGGCUGUCCUUUGCUGCAGGGACAGUGUCUCUCUUUCCUAACUAAACCCGUUAACAAGCCCAGGUGUGGCCCCCGAGUGGCAGAAAUGACGCAGUGGGGCUGAGAGAGACCGAGAGGUGGGUCCAGGGACAGAGGCAGGAGGGGAACUGGAAGAGCUUGGGGAAGGGAGCCCAGGGCUGGGAUAACGGGGCUGUGGGUCGGACCUUGAUGAAGGGCUGUGGAGCUGGAGUCAGGAACCUCGAGGAGGGGUUCUGGAGAAGUUUGUGCUUUGGGGAGUUCAAGACUCCCUGAGUGGUGGUGUGUGUAUUUGGGGGGCAGGAGGGUCAGCCCCUCCAACAGAGGACAGAUGGACAGAGAGUUAUUACUGAUUUUUAGAUUUAGAUUGCCAGGGUACCAUUUGUACUAAGAAAACGAGUGAAUUCCUCCUCCCCCCCCCCCCGUCCUCAUGGGGUGUAUGUGGGGAGGGUUCCACACACAAUACACUGGAAGAAGCUUCUAUAAAUGGGUCAACCCUGGCUGCCCCCUGGCGGGGGGGGGGUCCCUCAGAACAAAGGGCACCUGAACUUUGCAUCCCCAGCCCCACGGGGAUGGAAAUCUAGGCAUGGGGGCUGGUGGGGGCUGAUGCUUAGGUGGUGAGCGCUGGAGGGCCAGGAGUGUCUCCGUGUUCGGUGUUUGUGCAGCGCCUGGCGCGGUGGGGUCCUCAGUCCUACCCUGAUACACUUAAUAAGGUCCAGUCAUGGACUGGGGUGAGCGCAAUGGGGUCCUGGACUGGGGCCAUAGAAAUAAGAGGUGAGAAGUGCUGCCCAGGACUCCUUGGUCCCGCAUCCCCCCACAAAUCUGCUGCUUUCACCACAAGAUGGGGGGGGGGGAUACACCUUGAUCCAAAGAAGCGUCCAGGUCUGGGAUUGGGGCGCUGGCCCGAGGGUGUGGAAUUGGCUGGCUCGGGGGGGGGGAGGGGGAACGGGGCCUUUCCCUUCUAGCGGUGCCAGCUCCCCUACAGCACCAGGGUUUGGGCUGGAUCACAGCCCUGUCCCAGUGAUUUAUCCCCCUCAAGGGGGAUUUAUUUUUUACUCUGUUGUUUAGUAUUUUCUCUCAAUUCUUUUAGCAAAUUAGUUAAAUUUCACCUACAACAUUUUUAAAAUUAAAAUCUGGGUAAAGUUA
Gopherus evgoodei (Goodes thornscrub tortoise) is the source of this 4785-nucleotide messenger RNA. RefSeq names its product X-ray repair cross complementing 1 (gene XRCC1). Gene Ontology annotation, biological process: double-strand break repair via nonhomologous end joining; base-excision repair; single strand break repair. Gene Ontology annotation, molecular function: damaged DNA binding. Gene Ontology annotation, cellular component: nucleus. The transcript has 17 exons. The record is from RefSeq and is a predicted model, not a curated record. Lineage: Eukaryota; Metazoa; Chordata; Testudines; Testudinidae. Bases 69 to 2021 code for a protein of 650 amino acids.